Hansenula anomala is the source of this 2475-nucleotide messenger RNA. RefSeq names its product DNA-dependent ATPase RAD54 (gene RAD54). The transcript has 3 exons. The record is from RefSeq and is a predicted model, not a curated record. Gene Ontology annotation, molecular function: ATP-dependent chromatin remodeler activity; DNA translocase activity; hydrolase activity, acting on acid anhydrides. The coding region runs from base 1 to 2475 and encodes 824 amino acids. NCBI's taxonomy places the organism in Eukaryota, Fungi, Ascomycota, Saccharomycetes, Phaffomycetales, Wickerhamomycetaceae. Gene Ontology annotation, biological process: reciprocal meiotic recombination; double-strand break repair via synthesis-dependent strand annealing. Gene Ontology annotation, cellular component: nucleus.
AUGGGUAGAAGACUGCCUAAAAAGCCCAAUAAUGAGCUUGGUACAGGUGCUGGCUUAAAAGCCGGUAUGCGUCCAAGAGCUGUCACUGAUCUUGCUUCAACUUUAUCAAAACCUUUCAAAAUACCUUUCAAGACUAGAUCGAGCGCCAUCAGUUCUCAUGGCAAACCAGUGAGAUCAGCAAGACUUAAUGGACCAACUUCAUAUGCUAUGAUGUCCAUUGAGGAAGAUAAAGAAAACGAUGCUGUGAUUGAUAUAGAUGGCAAGACAAUAACAAAGAGAAAGAAUGCCUUGAGUGUGAGAAGACUGGCUAAUGAUAACACAUUCAUAAGCUCUAUUGAAACAACAUUGAAAAGAUCAUUCACAUAUCAACAAAUUAAUGCUGCACCACCACCACCAUUAGGGACAAAGAGAAAACCAAUAAUGGUACCGAGACCUCUUCAUGAUCCAUCUGAUGAAUCUUCAAUAGUUUUGUAUGAUCCAACUGUGGAGAAAGUCAUCACUAUUGCAGAGGCUAAAGCCAGAGACGAGGGUAAAACUUUGGAAUCUUUGGAAGAUACAGAUGAACGUCCGGCUAAAAGACGUAAUGUUCAUAGAAGUUUGAAUGAAAUACUCGGUAUUACGAAAAAUCCAGAAGAUGCUGAAAAGAAAUUCCCAGAUGUACCUGUUGUUAUUGACCCUAAAUUGAGUAAAAUUUUAAGACCACAUCAAGUUGAAGGUGUUAAGUUUUUGUAUCGUUGUGUUUCAGGGUUGGUUGAUCCAAGAGCGAAAGGUUGUAUUAUGGCUGAUGAAAUGGGGUUAGGUAAAACUUUGCAAUGUAUUGCUCUUAUGUGGACACUAUUAAAACAAGGUCCACGAGGCAGAAAAACUAUUGAUAAAUGUAUCGUUGUUUGCCCUUCUUCUUUAGUUAGAAAUUGGGCUAAUGAAUUGGUGAAAUGGCUUGGGGAAGGUUCGGUAACGCCGUUGGCAAUUGAUGGUAAAUCAACUAAACCAAAUCAAGUUGCAUCAAGUAUUGCACAAUGGUCUUUGGCAAGAGGAAGAAAUGUUGUUAGACCUGUGUUAAUCAUCUCUUAUGAAACAUUAAGAAGAAAUGUGGAUCAAUUGAAAAAUACAGAGAUUGGAUUAUUACUAGCUGAUGAAGGUCAUAGAUUGAAGAAUGGUGAUUCUUUAACAUUUACAGCUUUAGACAGUUUAAAUUGUAAAAGAAGGGUUAUUUUAUCAGGUACACCUAUUCAAAAUGAUUUGUCUGAGUAUUUCGCAUUAUUGAACUUUGCAAAUCCUGGGUUGUUAGGCUCAAGAAAUGAGUUUAGAAAAAACUUUGAAAUACCCAUUUUGAAAGGUCGUGAUGCUGAUGCUACCGAUAAAGAAGUUCAAGCUGGUGAGCAAAAGUUGAGCAUGUUAUCAACUAUUGUUUCCAAGUUUAUCAUUAGAAGAACAAAUGAUAUCCUUUCAAAAUAUCUUCCUUGCAAAUAUGAGCAUGUCAUUUUUGUUAAUCUUUCGCCAAUGCAGUUGAAACUAUAUGAUCAUUUCAUUACAAGUCCAGAUAUCAAAAAACUUUUAAAAGGUGUUGGCUCCCAACCUUUGAAGGCUAUUGGGUUAUUAAAGAAGUUAUGUAACCAUCCCGAUUUGGUGAAUCUUGAUGAAGAAUUUGAAGGAUCAGGUCAUUUGAUUCCUGAUGACUAUGUUAACUCAAUCACUGGUGGAGGUCGUAAUAGAGAAGUUCAAACAUGGCAUUCGGGUAAAUUUGCUAUAUUAGAAAGAUUUUUGGCCAAAAUUAGAAAUGAAUCAAAUGACAAGAUUGUGUUAAUUUCCAAUUAUACUCAAACUUUAGAUUUGAUUGAAAAAAUGUGCAGAAAUAAUCAUUAUGGUAGUUUGAGAUUGGAUGGUACUAUGAAUAUUAAUAAGAGACAAAAAUUGGUUGAUAGAUUUAAUGAUCCUGAAGGUUCUGAGUUUAUAUUUUUAUUAAGUUCCAAGGCUGGUGGAUGUGGUAUUAAUUUGAUUGGUGCUAAUAGAUUGAUCUUAAUUGAUCCAGAUUGGAAUCCAGCUUCAGAUCAACAAGCUUUGGCGAGAGUUUGGAGAGAUGGACAGAAAAAGGAUUGUUUCAUCUAUAGAUUCAUCACCACUGGUAGUAUUGAAGAAAAAAUAUUUCAACGUCAAUCAAUGAAGAUGAGUUUAAGUUCUUGUGUUGUUGAUGAAAAUCAAGAUGUUGAAAGAUUAUUCUCCACUGACAAUUUACGUCAACUAUUCCAGUUCAACAAAAAAACAACCUGUGAUACACAUGAUUCAUUCCGUUGUAAAAGAUGCAAAGGUGAAGAUUCAAAACAAAUGAUUAGAGCAGAUGCUAUGCUUUAUGGUGAUGCUACAACAUGGAACCACGUUAACCAUGAAGGCUUGCAAAAGACUAAUGAUCACUUACUCAAAAACGAGGCCAACUUUAACGAUAUCAGUUACGUUUUCCAAUAUAUUUCACAUGUAUAA